Messenger RNA from Cinclus cinclus, 2700 nucleotides. RefSeq names its product neuronal PAS domain protein 3 (gene NPAS3). Gene Ontology annotation, molecular function: RNA polymerase II transcription regulatory region sequence-specific DNA binding; DNA-binding transcription factor activity, RNA polymerase II-specific; protein dimerization activity. Bases 1 to 2700 code for a protein of 899 amino acids. The record is from RefSeq and is a predicted model, not a curated record. The transcript is spliced from 12 exons. Lineage: Eukaryota; Metazoa; Chordata; Aves; Passeriformes; Cinclidae. Gene Ontology annotation, biological process: regulation of transcription by RNA polymerase II.
AUGGCGCCCACCAAGCCAAGCUUUCAGCAGGAUCCUUCCAGGCGAGAACGUUUGCAAGCUUUGAGGAAGGAAAAGUCCCGAGAUGCUGCUCGCUCUCGCCGGGGAAAGGAGAAUUUUGAAUUCUAUGAAUUGGCAAAGUUGUUGCCACUGCCUGCAGCCAUUACCAGCCAGCUUGACAAGGCAUCCAUCAUCCGACUUACAAUUAGCUAUCUGAAAAUGAGGGACUUCGCUAAUCAAGGUGAUCCUCCAUGGAACUUGAGGAUGGAAGGACCUCCACCUAAUACAUCAGUAAAAGGGAUUCAAAUGUGGAAAUCUGAGGUCUGCAUGAGAAAGACACCAUGUGAAGUUAUAGGUGCCCAGCGCAGGAGAAGUCCCAGUGCCCUUGCCAUUGAAGUAUUUGAAUCACAUUUGGGAAGUCAUAUUUUACAGUCCCUGGAUGGAUUUGUAUUUGCACUAAAUCAAGAAGGAAAAUUUUUGUACAUUUCAGAAACUGUCUCCAUCUAUUUAGGCCUGUCCCAAGUGGAACUGACAGGCAGCAGUGUGUUUGACUACGUCCACCCAGGAGACCAUGUGGAGAUGGCAGAGCAGCUGGGCAUGAAGCUUCCCCCGGGGCGAGGCCUCCUCUCGCAGGGUACAGCAGAGGAUGGAGCCAGCUCAGCAUCCUCAUCUUCCCAGUCCGAGACCCCUGAGCCAGUGGAAUCUACAAACCCCAGUUUGCUAACCAGUGACAACACUCUAGAGCGCUCUUUUUUCAUCCGAAUGAAAUCUACACUGACCAAGCGAGGAGUGCACAUCAAAUCAUCAGGAUAUAAGGUGAUUCAUAUAACAGGCCGGUUACGUCUGAGAGUAUCGCUGUCACACGGACGGACAGUGCCCAGCCAAAUCAUGGGACUUGUUGUCGUUGCUCAUGCCUUGCCACCUCCUACAAUUAAUGAAGUCAGGAUUGACUGCCACAUGUUUGUCACUCGUGUGAAUAUGGACCUCAAUAUCAUUUACUGUGAAAAUAGGAUUAGUGAUUACAUGGAUCUGACCCCUGUAGAUAUUGUAGGAAAGAGAUGUUACCACUUCAUUCAUGCUGAAGAUGUGGAAGGCAUUAGACAUAGUCACUUAGACUUGCUGAAUAAGGGUCAGUGUGUAACAAAGUAUUACCGCUGGAUGCAGAAGAACGGAGGUUAUAUCUGGAUACAAUCUAGUGCAACCAUAGCUGUCAACGCCAAGAAUGCAAGUGAGAAGAAUAUCAUUUGGGUCAAUUACCUCCUUAGUAACCCAGAGUACAAGGACACUCCCAUGGAUAUUGCACAACUUCCUCAUCUGCCAGAGAAAACCUCAGAAUCCUCGGAGACCUCUGACUCUGAAUCAGACUCAAAGGACAACUCAGGUAACACACAUGAGGACAAUGAGAACUCAAAGUCAGAUGAGAAAGGAAACCAGUCAGAAAACAGUGAAGACCCUGAAUCUGACAGGAAAAAGUCAGGAAAUCAGUCAGAUAAUGAAAUGAACUGUAAUGAGGAUGGGAACAGCUCCAGCAACCAGGACAGCAGGGACAGUGAUGACAGCUUUGAAAAUUCAGACUUCGAGAAUCAAAAGGCCCCUGAGGACAGUUUUGGCACUCUUGGCUCCAUGCAGAUCAAGGUGGAGCGCUAUGUCGAGAGCGAGUCAGACUUGCGGCUGCAGAACUGUGAAUCACUGACCUCCGACAGUGCCAAGGACUCAGACAGUGCAGGUGAAGUAAAUGCUCAGUCUUCCAGCAAACAUCAGAAGAGGAAGAAGAGGAGAAAAAAGCAAAAGGGAGGCAGCAUGACUCGGAGAAGGCUGUCAAGCACCUCAAGUCCAAAUGGACUUGACUCGGCUUUGGUGGACCAGCCCCAGCUGCUCUCGUCACCAAACAGUGCCUCAGUGCUCAAAAUUAAAACAGAAAUCUCAGAACCUAUCAAUUUUGAUAAUGAUAGCAGUAUUUGGAAUUACCCACCCAACAGGGAAAUCUCAAGGAAUGAAUCACCCUACAGUAUGACCAAGCCCCCCAGCUCCGAGCACUUCCCUUCCCCCCAAGCCAGCAGUAGUUUACAUGUCUCCAUUCCAGACUCUGUUCUCACCCCACCAGGGACUGAAAAUACUGCCAGCCGUAAAACUCAGUUCAGCACCUCAUCCAACUCGGCCUUGGCUCCAGUGUCCUCUGACCCUUUGUCACCCCCACUUUCAGCAUCUCCAAGGGACAAACAUCCAGGAGGUCCCACAGCGUCCAACUCUUUGUUGUACACUGGGGAUCUGGAAGCCCUUCAGAGGUUACAAGCAGGCAAUGUGGUGCUUCCUUUGGUUCACAGGGUAACGGGAACCCUUGCUGCGACCAGCACUGCUGCUCAGAGGGUCUACACCACUGGCACUAUUCGGUAUGCUCCAGCUGAAGUUACUUUAGCUAUGCAGGGCAACCUCCUCCCCAACACCCACGCUGUUAACUUUGUUGAUGUUAACAGCCCCAGCUUUGGGCUGGAUCCUAAAACACCGAUGGAAAUGCUCUACCACCACGUUCACCGACUCAAUAUGUCGGGACCGUUUGGAAGUGCUGUGAGCGGGGCCAGUCUGACCCAAAUGCCUGCAGGGAAUGUGUUCACAACUGCCGAAGGACUUUUUUCCACUCUUCCAUUUCCUGUGUACAGCAAUGGCAUUCACACUACACAGACUCUGGAACGGAAAGAGGAUUGA